AUGAGUGCUAACUCGAAUCGCGAUGACUAUGACCUCCAAACCUAUGAUUCCCACUCUGUCGAUCACAACUGGCAAAAUGCCCCCACACCAGGAUACUUCGGUUGCACGCCUACAUCAAGCGGCGGAUUCAGCCCUUCACCCGACUCUUCCACCGAGUACGGUCCGGAAGACUUGUCCCAAAACAAGACGGAAAGUCCUAGAUUGCUCCAGCUAUCCGAGUGGCACGACGGAAUACUAGACGAUGAGCUUCCGGCAAAUUACAUCCAGUAUACGAUCGAGUGGAAGGUCAUGGUGAAUAAGAAAGUGAUCUCUCGAGACACGGAGGAGGACGUAGCUCUGACACCAAGCGCUUACUGGCCGAUGACCCUGAAGUGUAAGUUGGAGAAGUUGUUGGAGGGGAAGGCCUCGUACAAAGGACGGGUGAGAUCUGAUGACACGGCAAUUGUCGUAUCGGUGAAUGAUCGCUCUCAACGCGACCUGAUGAAGCGAUUUGACCAUCUUGAUAUCGACUGGGCUACCGUUGAAAAACAGCUGCUUCGGUGGGGUGCGCUAUUUCUUCGGGGCAAAAGAUUGAGGUUAAGUAUUACCUUCAAAUUCGUUGAGGAUGACCGUCUCUGCAGAACCAUCUCUGGUAGGGUCGAGAAGAGAGGCAGGUCGUCUGUCACGAAACGGAUGCUCAACGAGCGAGACGCUCAACUGGAUGCCGAAGAGCAUACAUCUGGGCAAGAAUCCGUUUGGCGGGCCGUGUACAACCUUAUGCGUUGUCCUUCCUCCUCGUGCCAUCUUGGCCCACAUUGUUGGCAAGACCCUCAUGGGAAGAAACACCAUGCGCUACGAAGCCAUCAUCUCAAACGUCUCAUUGCCUUUGUGGAGAAGGGAGGUACUUUGGAGUCUCAUGGCGACGUCCCCAAUAGUUUUCGUGAAGAGCUAUAUUUAGAAGAGCGCCAAAGACUGGGGAGCCAACAGUCCAAGAACAAGAUGGGCGGUUCCUGGGGAGGCUCUCUUCCGAUAAACAUCAACAUCAAUGGGAUGCCCCCUUCCUCUCAAACGCAGGUCCCCAGCUCAGCCGCGAUUCCAGCCCAGGCUCAAGUACAGAAUGAUCUCAAUAUUCCCGGAUUACGAGAUGUGGCCGUCAAACAAUACACCGCGUGGCAUGAGGCCAAUGUUGAGGAUGACGCUUUGAAGGCUCAAUUUCGGCAAGCGCGUGAUGUGGCAUUGGCCAAUGGGCUAGAUCUUAAACUGAUUCAUGAUGACCAAAAUCCAUCAUUCUUUGUCGAGAAAGGGAUUAUGGUAGGUAUCGCACGCCAGUUUGUUAGAGACAUUGUUUCCUGGGUUCGGUCUCUAGAUAGUGUGCCGCAAACCGAAGAGGCUUCGCUGGUGGUAUCCUGA
This is a messenger RNA of Penicillium brasilianum, 1389 nucleotides long. Lineage: Eukaryota; Fungi; Ascomycota; Eurotiomycetes; Eurotiales; Aspergillaceae. The record is from the annotation of a GenBank genome assembly.